Messenger RNA from Aegilops tauschii subsp. strangulata, 3492 nucleotides. The record is from RefSeq and is a predicted model, not a curated record. Lineage: Eukaryota; Viridiplantae; Streptophyta; Magnoliopsida; Poales; Poaceae.
AUGGUUUUGGUCAAUGGGAGUGGCAUUGGCACUGGAUCGAGCAGCUAUGUCCCAAACUACAAUCCAAGAGACAUUAUCGCUAAUCUGAAAAGGUUGCUAAAUGAAGAGGCCGUUGUACCAAUGGACCCUUGGUACAAGGGGUUCAAGGGCUCUUUGAAGAAGACAAGUUCAAAGGCAGCUGCUGCCACAUAUACAAUUGCUGGUGUUAUAGAGCAAGUUGAUGACAUGAAACUUAAAAUUACCGAGCUUCCCAUCCGCUGCUGGACUCGGGAUUACAGAGAAUUUCUUAAAUCCAUGUGUCCAUCGUUUCUAGAGGAAAUACGGUGGCGAUGGAAUUAUGAGAAUGUGGAGUUUGACAUUUUCUUGAGUGAACAAAACAUGAACAUUGCUAAGCAAGAAGGCCUCGAGAAGAAAUUCAAUCUGACAACCACAAUAGGAACAACAAACAUGCACUUGUUUGACUCGGAUGGUAAAAUUCGAAAAUAUGACACCCCAGAGGACAUACUUACAGAGUUCUUCAAACUGAGGCUCGAAUACUAUCGGAGAAGAAAGGAAGUAAUGUUGGAAAAUAUUGGGAAAGAGUUGUUGAAGCCUAAGAACCAAGUGAGGUUUAUUCUUGCCGUUAUUUCCGGGGAUAUCGUAGUCAGCAACAGAAAGAGGUCAGAGCUAUUCCUGGAGCUUAAACACAAGGGGUAUGAGCCUUUACCAAAGAGAAAAAAUACUGCUAAAGAAGUAGAUGAAGAAAAUGAUUACGAGUAUCUUCUCGCAAUGCCAAUUGGUACCUUGACUCUGGAGAAGGUACAGGAGCUUGUUGCACGGCAGAAGAAAUUAGAGGACGAACUUGAAAGUCUGGGCAAAGCAACUCCAGAAAUUCUUUGGCUGAGAGACCUUGCUGCUCUUGAAAAGGAACUAGAUGUGAGCAGUUCUUCUCUCUACAGUUUUGCUCCAUGUUAUUUGUCUUUCAUGUUUUCUCAGUCAUUUAUUUUGAUACAGGUGCUUGAUGCAAAAGAAGCCGAACAGGAGACAAGACGUAGACUGGCAAAAAACUCCAUUGGCGAGAAGGUGCUUGAUGCAAAAGAAGCUGAACAGGAGACAAGACGUAGACUAGCAAAAUACUCCAUAGGCGAGAAGGUGUGUAAAGCAGCGCAUAAGAAACAGCGUAAGAAGACUCACAGACUCAAUUCACCAUCAGCAGGUGCCGCUGUUGAAGCCGAGGUGCUCAAGCCUAUUGGAUCAUCUCGCAUGCCUUUUCGCACCUCGUUGUAUGCCGAUGAUGCUGUAAUCUUCAUCAACCCGGACCCUUAUGAAAUUGCAUCCAUCAAGCAACUGCUCCAACUCUUUGGCAAUGCGACCGGUUUACACACAAAUUUUGAAAAGAGUUCUUUCACACCCAUCCGCUGUGAGGGCUUGAAUUUGUCGUUGAUUAUGGGUGCCUCAAUGGAUGCCUGUAAAAAAUUCCCUUGCAAGUACCUGGGAAUGCCGCUUUCUGACUCCAGACUGAAGAUGGUUGAUUAUGAGGAAUAUAUAGACAAGAUACUAUCCAAAGUUCGUUGUUGGAAGCUUGGGCUCCUGGGCCUGGACGGGCGGCUUAUGCUUGUCAAGCAGGUCCUGUCUGCGAUGGUGGUUUUCCAGAUGAUUGCCCUGGCGCAACCGAUUUGGUUACAUAAACUUGUUGACAAAAUAAGAAGGGGCUUUCUUUGGGAGUGCAAGGAGGUUGCCGUUGGGGGCAAAUGCUUGGUGAGCUGGAAGCUUGUGUGUCGGCCAAAGAUGUAUGGGGGACUUGGGAUCUCCAACAUGCAAGCUCAAGGCAUGGCACUCCGCCUUCGCUGGCUUUGGCAAUCCUGGAACGAGCCGGACAAGCCAUGGGCAUGCCUACCUAUGACAGUGGACAAGAAACUUAACGACCUCUUCAAUGCAUCCGUCAAGUUUGUUCUCGGAAAUGGGGAAAGGAUUAAGUUCUGGUAUGAGCCUUGGCUGAAUGGGGUAUCCUUGAGUUGUGCAGCGCCGGACCUAUUUGCUUGUUGCACUCGCAAAAACCUCACGGUGUCCCAAGCCCUACAAGAUGGCCGUUGGAUCAGACACCUGCGUCGCCCUCUUACGCCAGCAGCUAUUAUCCAAUACACAAAGCUCUGGCAGGCGGUUGCUGAUGUGCACCUGCUGCUGGGAACUCCCGACUCAGUGAUCUGGAGAUGGACGCCGAAUGGCGCCUACUCCUCGGCCACUGCAUAUGCCGUGCAGUUCGAGGGGUGUACUCGCCUCGCCGGUCAGCGACACAUAUGGGCGGCUGAUGCUCCGCUAAAAUGCAUAAUUUUCGCCUGGCUUGUGAUCCUAGGAAAAUGUCUUACAGCGGAUAACCUGCAGAAAAGAGGAUGGCCGCACGACCCAAUUUGUUCUCUCUGCCGGGCGGCGGACGAGUGUGCUGAUCACCUCCUAGCACGCUGCUCCUACACCCAAGCUCUAUGGAGUCUGAUGCUCAACCGCUGCAACCUUCCCACCACUCUUGCGCCGACGGCGGCGACAACCAGCCUUGCUGACUGGUGGGAGUCCAACGUGGUGAACGCUAACCUGACCAACUCAAAGGGCUGGGGUGGUCUGGCAGUGGCAAUCUGGUGGUUCACGUGGUGUGAGAGGAAUGCCCGGAUUUUCCAAAGCAAGGCGUCCACCGUCAGUGCGGUCUUCAACUUGAUGAUUGAUGAAUUUAGGAUAUGGAACCUGGCUGGGCGUCAUAGGAUUCAGCUGUUUUUGGACAGACCUCGAGAGCAGACUGAAUUAUGUGCUGAUAAGAAGACUGCAGCGAAACCUCAGAAGGAAAAUUUUGCUGGGAGCAACAAUGAAGAUUUUGAAACGAAGCCUGCAGCACAAAAGAAGAAACGACCCAACAAGGCAAGUGCAUCGAUGGAAGAUGAUGAGGACGAAGCGCUCGAACUAACAGAUCGUCUGGCUGUUUAUAAUUUUGAUGACUCCCCUCCAGAACAUAGUGCCAUUAAGACUGAGACUACAGAAGGACAACAGGAAGGAAAAAAGGGGAAGAACGAGCCAAGCAAAAGAGGCCCGGCAAAUAAGGCCACGACACCCUUAACCGAGUUGUCUAGUGAGAACGAGGACAAGAAGUUUACCGUCGAAGAAGUGCAAGUUGCAAAUAAAACCGGUGGAAGAAAGCCUGCUGCCGAGAAGCCAAAGAAGACUACCAACAGGAAGAGGGCGCCUGCUCAGAGCAACUCCGGUGAUCCUUCUCCUGAGAAGAAGGUGCGAAAGAUGAGUGACUCCUUCAACAAGAAGAGCGGCUUGGUUCCACAGACGGUUGCAAGCGCUUCAACAGCAACAGAAGAUGCUGAGGCUCCUCUUCCCUCUGGCAGCUCUGCUCAGCCUAUAGCACCGAGAAGGUCAGCGAUGAUUAAACUAAUGGAGAUGGAGGCUAUGGCGGCGGAGAUGGCUUUGGAGAUGGCGGUUGUAGAUGGGAAUGGUGAUGACGGCUGCGAGAAGUUGAACUGA